AUGUCCAUCGUCUACUGUGACGAUCCGACCCCGCCUUGCCCUCCUGGGUCAGUCCAGUUGGAGGAUGCGUCCCUAGAUGACGGGUCUGCCAGCGUGCCGCCGAGCUGCGUCGCGGAGCCUCCAAGCUCUCCCAAGUGGUCCUUCUCCAAGCACUGUUCUGUGCGAAACCGCGUAUUGAAUGAUUCGAAGUCAGCGAUGUCCAUGAUUUCUGCAGCAGACGGGGUCGGCAGUGCUGUGGCCGUCAUUUUCCUGGGGCCACUCCUGGAUUGGCAUGGCCGUAAGCCCUUCAUCCUCCUUGCCAUCAUCGGAAGCAUGAUUCGGCCAGUGAUGCAGUUUGUGUCCUCGCUGCUUAUUGGCCAGACGCUUACGCAAGACGGCAUCAAUGCCGCUGGCGCAACAAUCUCCGCCAUGCUCAGCGUCCUCCCAGCUGCGAUAUCUGCCAUGGUUGCAGACCUCUCGGACAACCAGAUCGAGCAGCGAAACCGGGCAAUGUCAGUGUUGAGUCAAGCUUUGUUCCUUGCGGGGGCCCUUGGCUUUGCAGGCGGCUUUGGGAUUUUGCAUCAGAACUUGGAGAACUACUCCUGGUACUGGCUCAUAAGCGCUGGGCUCAACGUGGUGUUGUUUGUGGCGACAUUUUGCUUUGUGGCCGAGACAAAGCAUCUCGCCAACAGUCCAUCGCAAGGUGUUGACUCGGAGAUCGCGACUGAACAGAGCACGGAUCAGGAGCCGUCAACCUCCAUAUCCGCGGACAGCCAGGAGAAGGUUCAGGCAGGCCGCGGUGCCCUUCGCGAUUUAUGGCGCUUUCUUUGCGACGUUCGACAUGAUCCUGUGCUCAUGCAACUUCUCAUUCUCAACUUCGUUCUGAAAGCCGUGUGGUCGAUGGAACACCUUGCGCGAUACAUGCUGAUCACCUAUCUGGACUACUCGCAAGCCGCAGCUUCCAUGGUCGGCUUCGUCUCCACCAUCAUGGCCGUUGUAGGCCGAGUUUUCCAUCAUAGGUUUUGUCCUCUUGCCCGACCCAAGCGUUGA
Messenger RNA from Symbiodinium sp. CCMP2456, 1029 nucleotides. The record is from the annotation of a GenBank genome assembly. Lineage: Eukaryota; Dinophyceae; Suessiales; Symbiodiniaceae.